AUGGCAUCGAGCAGCUACGACGUGGUCAUCGUCGGCGCGGGCCUGUCAGGGCUACAAGCGGCGCUGGACGUCCAACAGGCCGGAUUGAAGUAUCUCGUGCUCGAAGCACGAGACCGCGUGGGCGGCAAGACGCUCUCGCUUCGUUCCACCCACAAGGUUGUCAAGUCCGAGCUGGGCGCAGCGUGGAUCAACGACACGAACCAGAGUGAAAUGUGGAAGCUGGCUCAGGAACUGCGGCUCAACACCUACGCCCAGAAUACCGUGGGAGACGUCGUGGUGCAAGACGUGGACGGGUCCCUGGUCCGGUUCCCGUAUGGCGAUGUGCCGAAAUACUCGUCCGCAGAGGACACGGCGUCGUGCAUCGCGAUCCGGGAUCUAGUGCAGGAGGUGUCUACGUCGCAUUCGCCCUCGAUCUUCUCGGACGGGCCGCAUCGCGUGCAGCUCGACUCGAUCUCCUUCGAGACGUAUCUACACGAGGCCAAGGUCACGCCGAAGGCGUUCGCAACAGCCCAAGUCUGGACACACGCCAUGGUCGGAUGCGAUCCCAGCGAGCUCUCCGCCCUAUGUUUCCUGGAGUACUGCGCCGCUGGUGGAGGACUGAUGACGAUGCGCAGCGACGGCAAGGGCGGCGGACAGUACCUCCGGAUCCGCGAGGGCACGUCUGCGUUCGCGGAGGGAAUGGCUGACAAGCUGGCGCCAGGGGCCCUGAAAUUGCAGAGCCCAGUGGCCUCGAUCACGCAGGCGCAGCGCGAGGGAAGCGUCUUGGUCAUGACGAAAGGCCAGAACCCCCAAACGUUCCGGGCGCGCAAAGUCGUCGUCUCGAUCCCCACGCCGGUCUACAAAACAAUAGCGUUCAGCCCUCCGCUCGCACCCUGCAAGACGGCCGUGGCGAACCGCACGCGCUACGGGUUCUACACGAAAUACAUCGUCACCUUCCGCCGCGCCUUCUGGCUGGAGAAGAACCACUGCGGUCUCGCACAGUCAUUCACGGGCCCGAUCUCGGUGAUCCGCGACACGAGCCUAGACGACGGCAAGACCUAUGCCCUGACGUGCUUCAUGGGCGGGCAGUUCGGCCGCAGAUGGGCCGCGCAGGGCGCCGAGGGCAAGAAGCGCUCGGUCUUGAAGCAAAUCGGCGAGAUCUUCUCCGCUGACUGCAUCGAUGUCGUCACUGAUCUCUUCGUCGAGGCCUCCGAGUCGCCCUGGAUGGAGGAGGAGUACUCCGGCUGGGGCUGCCCGUGUCCCGUCACGCCUCCCGGUGUGUUGGCAGGCGACGCCUGGAACGCUCUCUGUGCGCCGGCCGGAAACCUGCAUUUCGUCGGCACGGAGCUCUCGUCCGUAUGGAGGGGCUACAUGGAAGGUGCCGUGCGCUCCGGGUCCAGGGGCGCGGCGGAGGUCAUUGCUGAGCUGACACGCGUGAGUCCUAAGCUUUGA
Molecule: messenger RNA, 1431 nt
Organism: Exophiala aquamarina CBS 119918
Lineage: Eukaryota; Fungi; Ascomycota; Eurotiomycetes; Chaetothyriales; Herpotrichiellaceae
Exons: 1
Coding region: 1-1431 (476 amino acids)
Molecular function (GO): oxidoreductase activity
Source: RefSeq, a predicted model, not a curated record